AUGCGAAACGAAGCAGAAGUUCAAAAGAAACGAGAAUUGUUAGAAGAACAAGAAAGGCAACUACGAACAGCCGAAGAGCAAGCAGAGAAAACUCGUCAAGAGUUAGGUGUAUUAGAGAAGGGGAAUAAUGAAGACAAUGAGAAUCAACAAAAUAGCGAACAGUCAAACACAGUAGAAAGAAUCGAGGUUAAUGAAACCACAAUGAGAACAGCUCAGAUAUCACUUCCAGCAAACAGUAACACACCUACCAGAGGGGCGGGGGCGACUACAUCUCAAGCACAAUUGGAGAGAAUUCGGAUUCCAGUAUUUUCAGGUAACAAAAUGGAUUUUCAAAAAUGACAUGCAGCAUUUAUAAGCUGUGUUGAUUUAACAUCCCUUUCAUCACAAUUCAAAAUGCUACGUUUGGAAGCUUGUCUUACUGGUGAAGCAGCAGAGACUAUAAAAGGAUUGGGAUAUUCAACAGAGGCGUAUGAAGCAGCAAAAGCACGCCUGGUUCGCAAAUACGGUGGCAGUCGGAGACAAGUACAAUCGCAUUUGGAUGAGUUAAAGAAAUUAAAACCCCUCGAAGAGAACAAUCCAAAAGAAUUGGAAAAAUUUGCAGAUAUUUUGGAACGAGCUGUAAUUACUCUGAAAGAAAAUGGUCGCGAGUCAGAUUUGGAGAGUGGAACAUUGCGUACAAUAAUAUUGGGGGAAAUUCCGGAGCGUUUACUUGCACAGUAUUACCGUUGGGUAAAAGAAAACCACUACAAAGAUUCCUUGGAAAAAUUGAAAGAUUGGGUAGCUGAAGAAGCGGAAUAUCAAAUGCAAGCAUCUGAAAUUAAAAAUGGAAUCAAUUCGGACGGUGAAAGAAGAAAGGAGAGAAGAUAUAGGUCAUUCUUUAAUAAAGAAAGCGAUAAGAAAGAGUACGAUCCAUGUUCUGCUUGUGCAGGAAGUCAUCCAAUUUGGAAAUGUGACUCUUUCCGAAAUCAAGCUAUUGAUGAGAAAUGGAAAAUUGCGAGAAGAGUUGGGCUGUGUUACAGAUGCCUCGGGAAAGAUCAUUUGGGGAGUUCGUGUACAAGAAGUCGACAGUGUAAUAUUAAUGGUUGCAAGGAAACCCACCAUCGUUUACUCCAUGGGCAAAGAAGAGUUGAUACCAAAGGUCCUAAUCAAGAUAGCAAUGUUGCGGAAAAACCUCCCAUGAAACAAAUGAAUCCAGAAAAGAAAAAUCUUCAAGAACAGGCUCUUGGCAUGGAGGGGGAUGGCAAUACACAAGCUACUACAAUGAAAACCAGCACAGAUCAUGAUACCAGGAAAAUAGCACUGCGCACGAUCCCAGUUAUUUUAAAAAAUGGAACACGUAAAGUUCAUGUAAACUGUCUGUUGGAUGAAGGAAGUGACACUACUUACAUCAACGAGGAUGUUAUAGAAGAACUAGGUUUAACCGGAGUGAAAGAAAAAAUCGAAGUCAAGGUAGCAAAUGACCAGACAAUUAGUUUUAUGUCGAACACGUUUACGAUUGGGCUGGAAAGCAUGGACGGAAGAGUAGAUACAGAAAUUGUGGCAAAAACCUCGGGAAAGAUCUGUGGGGGAAUGAAAGCUGUUAACUGGUUAACCAUAAAACAAAAUUGGAAUCACCUAAAAAAGAUCCCAUUCCCACAGUUAGCGAAAGGAAAUCAGAUCGAUGUCCUUUUGGGAGCAGACCACUAUGAAUUAAUGUAUUCAAUGAAAGAGAUUGUCGGCAAUAAAGACGAUCCAGUUGUUAGACUUUGUCCUUUAGGAUGGACGGCGGUAGGUAAAAUAGAGCAACGAAGUAAUGUUGGGCAUCAUCACAUUGGAUUUAGUCAUACUUUCCGCAUCCACGUAGAGGAAGCAACGACAAAUGAUGUUCCAAAUGAAUGCUCAGACCUGAAUUCCACCCUCAAACGUUUUUGGGACCUUGAAAGCGUCGGAAUAACCCCCACAAGAGAAUCACUAAUGACGCCCAAAGAGAAGUUAGCAUGGGGAAAGGUGAGCCAGUCAAUGAAAUUUGAUGGUAAGCACUACGAGGUUGCGGUGCCUUGGAAGGAAGACCGUCCUAACCUUCCUACCAAUCUACCAAUGGCCAAGCAGAGAUUGUUCUCCACGGAGAAAAAGCUGUUGAAAAAUAAAGAAGUAGCCCUGGCCUACCAACAAGUAUUGAAUGGAUAUCUUGAAAAACAGUACAUUCGUCGAGUACCGAAAGAUGAAGAAAAGCCUCAGCAGGAAUGGCUUCUUCCCCAUUUUCCCGUAGUACGGCCUGAGAGAGCAAGUACCAAAGUAAGAAUAGUUUUCGAUGGUUCAGCACCUUAUGAAGGCAAGAGUCUCAACACCGAAGCGUUACCUGGUCCUAAGUUACAAAGUAAUGUUUUCGAUAUCUUAGUCAAAUUUAGAAAAGAAACUGUGGCACUUGCUGGUGAUAUAA
This is a messenger RNA of Paramuricea clavata, 2419 nucleotides long. The record is from the annotation of a GenBank genome assembly. Lineage: Eukaryota; Metazoa; Cnidaria; Anthozoa; Malacalcyonacea; Plexauridae.